AUGAGAAGAACACACGCAAGCGGCGGCAAACGAAGCAAACAACCGAAUCGUGAUCAGGUGGCAGCAAUCGUGGAGGACAAGAUUCUUUGCAUGCACGGCGGCAUCAGCCCGGAGCUGCAGCGUCUCGGGCAGAUCUUGGAGAUACCCCGGCCCAUCGACGUCCCCGAUGAAGGGUUGCUCUGCGACUUGCUCUGGUCGGAUCCCGAGGCCGGGAUUUGCGGGUGGGGGCGAAAUCCGCGGGGGGUUAGCUACACGUUCGGGCAUGACGUGAUCGAGGAAUUCUUGACGCGGCACGAUCUUGACCUUAUCUGCCGAGCCCAUCAGGUGGUUGAGGACGGCUACCAGUUCCAGGCGAACCGGCAGCUGGUGACCCUCUUCUCCGCGCCGAACUACUGCGGGGAGUUCGACAACGCGGGCGCCAUCAUGUCGGUCAACGACAACCUCGUCUGCAGCUUCAGAGUGCUCCGCCCGGCCUCUCACAAGAAGUUUAUGGGCUAG
This is a messenger RNA of Ectocarpus siliculosus, 498 nucleotides long. The record is from the annotation of a GenBank genome assembly. NCBI's taxonomy places the organism in Eukaryota, Phaeophyceae, Ectocarpales, Ectocarpaceae.